Molecule: messenger RNA, 972 nt
Organism: Blastocystis hominis
Lineage: Eukaryota; Bigyra; Opalinata; Blastocystidae
Exons: 4
Coding region: 1-972 (323 amino acids)
Source: RefSeq, a predicted model, not a curated record
AUGAUCAAUUGGUUGCUCUUUUUUCCCGAUGAGACGCGUUGGAUAGUAGCGCUCCGUUUUACGCUUGUUUUAUUGGUUGCUGUUUUGUCCCUAUUUGUAUCUAUAUAUUCGUUUACAAAUAAAGUAGAUUGCACUGGUACAAUUGGAUCCUACCAGUUGGUCGUAUCGGGAGCCCUCAUUUUGUUUUGUUUUGCGGACUUUGUCGUCCACUCAAUUAAACACUACGCGAAGAUGUCGAAGAAGAUUCUCGGCUGUUCGUUUUUUAUCAUCUCCUUAAUUCUGCUCGUUAUUGCCGUGACGCUUCCAACAAUCCACUUUGAGGAUUAUAACACAUGCACUACAUUCCCCCACUGGUUGUUCUUAAUUGAGACGGUGGUAGUGGCCAGUUGCUAUAUUUAUAUCGCGAUCCAUGUUGUGUUGUUCAUUUACCACUUCAACCUCCGAACGCAGCUGAAUACAAUGAAUAUCGAAGAGAUGAGGAAUCACAUGAUUGAUCCUUCGCUCCUUCCUGCAAUAUACAAUAUCGAUUAUCUUCUCGGCUCUCACUCCGAAAUCCUGCUCAAAUCUUUCAUUCCGCAGCUGAAGAUCUAUAGACAGCGAGAGAGAAAAGAGCGGAGAGAGAGAAACAAGCCGAAAGGAAUCAUAGCCGCGAUGUCGAUCGAGAGCAUAGUGGUGCAGGACAGUCCGGAGGAGGAUGAUGAUUCUGUGGACUUAACGUGCCCAAUCUGCAUGUGCGAAAUGGGAGAGAAUGAGUACAUUUACAACAUCACUUGCCAUCACAUUUUCCACAUCGAUUGUUUGGAGCACUGGUAUAUGCGAAGAAACACAUGCCCCGUGUGCAAGCAGAAUAUCGAUUUUAUUGUCACGCUGGAGGACGAGUAUACGUUCAACCGAGAGGCGUAUGAGCGGUCCUUGAGAGAAACGUCUUCGAUGCAGGAAAGGAAACUAUCUUUGGAAAUGAAACAAUUUUGA